Messenger RNA from Chrysochloris asiatica (Cape golden mole), 2025 nucleotides. It is a transcript of the gene LEKR1, whose product is annotated as leucine, glutamate and lysine rich 1. Bases 1 to 2025 code for a protein of 674 amino acids. NCBI's taxonomy places the organism in Eukaryota, Metazoa, Chordata, Mammalia, Afrosoricida, Chrysochloridae. The transcript has 11 exons. The record is from RefSeq and is a predicted model, not a curated record.
AUGCCUCCUGAAGAAAAAGUUUGUAAGUACUGCGGAGUCAGCUAUCUAAUUCUUCAUGAGUUUAAGGCUAUGGAAGAGAAAGUGAAAGCAAUGGAAAAAGAGAUGAAAUUUUAUCAAGGAAGUGUAGAACGUGAAAAGAGACUUCAAGAAAAGCUACAGUCUCUUAGUGAAGAAUUCCAACAGUACAAAAUUGACAAUGAAUCCAAAGCAGAAAGAAUUCAAGUUGUAAGCAUGCAGUUUAAAAGUCAACAAGAUGAAUAUAAGAAAGCACAGGAAGAAUUGAGUAAUUUGCAAUGUGAAUUAAAAAUUAAGCAUAGACAGUCACAAAUCUUCAGUCAAAAAUUGUUGGAGUACAAAUAUAUCUGGAAUAAGAUACUUUCAUUCCUUACUUCUACUAAAAGGGAGCUUGCCACUAUUAGAAAUGAAGUAUAUGAUAAUUUUCAAAGCUGGACUUCACUGAAAGAAGAAGUUUUUCUACAAAUUAAAUCUAUAAGUGAAACAGCCUCAGCAGAAAUAGCCAUACUAAAUAAAAGUUUGACAGUGUCUCAGAGAACUAAGGUAUGCCUUGAAGAGGAAAUGAAAAAUCUGAAAUUGUUGUCAGAUGCUGCCAUUUUGAGAUCUCAGCAGAUCCAGAAGUCAAAUGAACAGGAAGUAAACCUACAAACCAGAUGCUAUGAUUUACAAAAAGAAGUACUCGAUUUACAAUGUCAAGUAGAAACACUUGAGCUAAAACUUCAGAAGGCAGUGACCGACAUGGACAACUAUAAAGCAAUGCUCACGAAUAAAUCUAAUGAAGCUGAUGACUGUCAAAGAAAACUUAGAAAAAUGAAGUUUGAAUCUAUUAUUUCUGAAUCACGUCACACUAGACAGCUUAAAGAUAAAGAAGAAUCUUUAACGGCGUGUCAGAAAAUAUACAAAACUGUACAGGAACAACUUACUGAAAAAGAAAGGCAAGAAGAGGACAUGAAAAGAAAAAUUAACCUUGCAGAAAAUGAACUUGAAAUAAUGAAGACUCUUCUGAAUCAGACAAAGGAAGAAGUUGUAACACUGAAAAAUGAAAGAGAGUUGAUGCUGAUUUCACAUCAGAAAAGCAUCGAGCAGCUGCAGGAAAGCCAUAGCCAGAAACUGCUGAGUGAUGAGAACUGGAGGGAGAAGAUUGAAGCUGAACUCGCCAAGGAAAAAGCCCAACAUUCAGCUGAAUUUGAGGAGCAAGCUCGUCUCUUUAAAGAAGAAGCUAAACUGAUACUCGAUAUUGAAAAAGAAAAAUACCAAGAAAUGAUCCAAAAGUAUGAGAAGGAACAAGAGGAGCUGCAAAGGAAGAUAUCUGACUUAAUCACAGACGCUACUAGAGAUCUAAGGCUGGAAGUAGUCACUCUACAAGAAAAACUCCGUGAAUCCCAUAUUAGAUACACUCAAGAAUCUGUGUCAAAGGAAAAAGAAAUUGAAAAUCUUAAAAGUCUGGUUGCAGAAUUUGAAUCUCGUUUGAAGAAGGAAAUAGACAGCAAUGAUUCCAUUUCAAAGGACCUGAAGAAGGAAAUGAAAGAGAAGUCAGAUGAACUGGAAAGAGUAAUGCUGGCACAAACACAACUGAUGCAGCAGUUUAACCAGUCCCAGGAAGAGAACACUUUUCUUCAGGAAACAGUACGUAGAGAGUGUGAAGAACGCUUUGAACUGACGGAGGCUUUGAGUCACGCCAGAGAACAGCUCCUGGAGCUUAGAAAGCUGAAUGGAAGGUUACCAUUGUCACCGUGUUCCCUCAGCCAGGGCAGCUUAACCUCCACUGCUGCUGCAGUCAGUAAUCAUGGAGAGAAAAGCCUUGUCAGACUGGACUCUGAAAAAGGAAUCAAAAUCCCUUGCCUACAAGUAUUAAAACCCACUGUUUCUCCAGAGAAACCCAAGAGGAUGGACAGCUCAGGUUUGCCUAUUCUCCCCCAACCACAUCCUCCCAGGGGUCGUGCAUCAUUAGGAAAUGAGAGCAGAAAAAGAUUAGUUGCCAUUCUUCGAAGGAGGCUGAGUCAACAAUGA